Molecule: messenger RNA, 1479 nt
Organism: Pisolithus orientalis
Lineage: Eukaryota; Fungi; Basidiomycota; Agaricomycetes; Boletales; Pisolithaceae
Product: AFG1-like ATPase
Exons: 5
Coding region: 1-1479 (492 amino acids)
Biological process (GO): protein quality control for misfolded or incompletely synthesized proteins
Cellular component (GO): cytoplasm; mitochondrion
Molecular function (GO): ATP hydrolysis activity; ATP binding
Source: RefSeq, a predicted model, not a curated record
AUGUCGAUGAGGACAGUUCGCGCACACCGGCUUCGCUGGCCCCGUCGCUGGCCUGUUCAUCUGGCCAGCCAGUCCACCGUCGCAGGGACACCGAGUGCGGCUCCGUCCAUCCUCAAUACAGCCAGUGCUCGUCUGACCUCCGCCAAGCUGACCGUUCCGGCUCAUCAGGUCAGCCCACCGCUGCCACCCCUCCAGGAAUACGACGCUCUUGUAUCAGCCGGAACACUCAAGCCAGACCCACACCAACGGCGCAUCGUGAAGCAGCAUCUUCAGUCUUUUUAUACCAGUCUACAGUCCUACAGUCCUCCCCCAGUUCCUCCCUCUCCACCGUCUACCUCCGCACCCACACUCUUCUCCCGCUUAUUUGCUAGAAACACUGUUUCACUGCCAGAGGAGCCUCCAAAGAACGCUCCAAAGGGAUUAUACCUAUAUGGCGACGUCGGAACGGGCAAGACCAUGCUUAUGGACCUAUUCUACCACUCUCUCCCACCGUCCAUCACUCGUAAACGCCGCGUACAUUUCCAUGCCUUCAUGAUCGACGUGCACAAACGCAUCCAUGCCACUAAGGUGGCAAUGGGUGUGCAGGACGGCGGCGAUCCCAUCGCGCCUGUCGCGAGGGACCUGGCGAGGGCGGCAUAUGUGCUUUGCUUCGACGAGUUCCAGGUAACCGAUAUUGUAGAUGCCAUGAUCCUGAGGAGACUCUUCGAGAGCUUGCUGAGGUAUGGUGUCGUCAUGGUCAUCACCAGCAAUCGACAUCCGGACGACCUUUACAAAAACGGCAUUCAACGUUCGAGCUUUAUACCCGCCAUAGAACUUCUCAAGUCUCAGUUUCAAGUCACUGACUUAGAUUCCGGAACUGACUAUAGACGCAUUCCACGUGCACUCUCGCAUGUUUACUACUCCCCGCCCACUCCCGAGAAUAAAGCCGAGUUUGAUAAGAUAUUCCACUCCCUAACCACCUCGCCAUGUCCGUCAUCAUCCAGUGCGGAUCCUGUCAUUGCCAAUCGACCAUUAACGACCUUCGGACGCACCAUACACAUCCCUCUCUCUACGUCGCGUGUCGCGAGGUUCACAUUUGAAGAACUCUGUGCACGUCCACUGAGUGCAGCAGAUUACCUCGAGAUCACGCGUGCAUUCGGCACAAUUUUCAUUACGGACAUUCCGAAGCUGGAUAUUGGACGGAAGGAUGCCCGGCGUUUCAUAACGUUCAUCGACGCAUGUUAUGAAUCCAAAGUGAAGCUAUUCGUUUUAUCCGAGGUACCCAUUUUCCAGAUCUUUUCGGACGACGGCACGUCAGCUAAAGGGCAAAUUUCGGAUCACAUGCGGAGCGUCAUGGAUGACUUGGGUCUUCCGCCUGAAGUCGCCUGUACGAGCUCGAUGUUUACCGGCGAGGAGGAGAUUUUCGCUUUUGCACGCGCCUGCUCGAGGCUAGUACAGAUGGGCAGCAAGGAAUGGGCUGAAACUGCUGGCAGGCCGUGA